AUGCCGCGGAAGGACUUCCAGAGAGACCUCGCAGAUGCUCUUCUUCCAGCUGGAAGUGAGGAUGGUUCUUUUUACUUCACCUACACUUCUCCCUUCGACGCUCCAUCCAUCGAUGUGGAGGUAUCGGUUCCAGACAGCGCAGAGUAUCCUAGAGGACACCACUACUUUGUAUUCACUAUCUCGGAAAACGUUCCCGAGAAUGUUCCCCGAUUCCUGGAAGAUUCGCUCGAUAGUUUCCAUGGCCUCCCUCUUGGCGCUUUCCUGAACACCGUCUCCGAUUGCCUGAAUAGGGCUACUUCGGGCGAUGACGAUGGCCCCCGGGGUUUCCAGCAGGACAGCAGCGCUAACGACAGCGACCAGGAUUCCAGCGCUGAUGAGAUUGGCUGGGAGGUGGGCAGCGAUGUUGGUCUGGUUGUCAACCCACAGGCAAAAACUAUCGACGUGAAGAAGUGCAUCCGGGCCGAUCUUCGCAAAGCUCAAAAUGCUGGCUUUCGUGUAGGGUAUCUGGGUGAUCCAGAAGGCUCCAUCAUACUGUCGGCUUCUCGGCGCAUCUCCAAGCUAGGGAUCUCUGGUGAGGCCAUGGAGGCGUGGGGCGUCCGGCCGUCUCAGUAUCUCGUCCUCCUCAUUCGAUAUCCGUAUGGUUACCGGCGUCUAAUCGAUGUGGUCCAAAGGCCUGGAGGAUGCGGUAUGAUUAAACUAUAUGCUGGCGUCUGUGCGGAUUACAAGCCUAGUUUGAGCUCCGCGCUGCAUGUGUUUGCUAACGAAGCUGCACCUGGACCGCCUGAUCUAGGUCAGGAAACUAACAAGGAUAGCAUGGAGCCGGUUCUACACUCAAUAUUCAUUGGGAAGUCUCUCCAGGCCCUACUCAACAGUCGCUUCAUAGACAUCGUCAAAUACCGUUUAGAGAAGAAGUUCUCAUGGACAGGAGCAGAGCUGUACAUGAACGACGGUCAGGGAAGGCUCCUAGUCUCUGAUGAAUCAACAUGCCAGCAAAAAUACUUUGAGCCGGACUGGCGAGGGUCGCCGCCCAGCUUCCUCAAACAUGAUCACCUGGCUAAUACUGUGGAUCCAUCUGACAUGUCCUUACUCCUCGUCGCCAUGCAGUUUACAGUUCGCCGAUUCGUCAGGUGCACCGAAUUCUGUCUUAACUGCUACUGCAGGAUCGACGCUGGGUUUGAAGCCCUCAAACCGUUCGUGUGCUCAAAUGGACUGUGUCUGUACCAGUACAUGGCUCUUGGGAUGGGACCCAGCCUGGAAUGGGAGAUAUCGUCACAGCCAUACGUUGUCGACCUGCUCAUAAGCUUUGCUUAUAACAGAGCCGCUCAAGGGAAACUCAAAGACUUCCCGACCGGCUUUUCUUUGAAUGUGCCCAAUCCAAAUCGAUCUACGGAUCCCAAUAUGAGCCUCUAUGAAGGGAAGUUAAUUUACGAUACGAAAUACGGACCUACUAUUCAUAUGAACCAAGAUUACAGCAUUAAGAUUGGUGAUUGGAUCGUGAUUCUCCUGGAACCCCCUUCUCCUGAUACCAGCAACCAGGCGAACCGGCAUACUCCAGCGUAUAGCGAGCCCCCAGGGUUGACGCGGUCCAGAAAUGAGCUUCAUGCGCGGGUGAAAGAUAUCUCCGCUCAGCCCAUUAUAUACCUUUCAGACUUAAUAUUCCGCGGACAUUUGACGCAACUGAGGUCUCAAGAAUUUUACGCAGGAAAGGUACAGUUUGUCACUUACGAUACGGAUAUCAGCUCGCUGUCGCCGAGCAAAAGAGCCAGUGUGGCAUUGGAUCUUCUGGAUACCCUCCCUAGUGUACUAGAUAUGAAAUUAUAUAUCGAUCAAAAACGUGGUGGUCAACUCAGACCUCUUUCAGAAUGGCAGGAUAGGAUCAAUCUCUCGGCACUCUACAUACUCCAAUGGAUUGUCGGAUCUAACCGAUCAGUCAUCAUCUAUGACAAUAACCCGCAGCACCAGAUACCAGAGAUGGAAUCGUAUAUCCAGUUCCGCUUCGCGCAGGGCGCUCCGGACAAGGAACAGCGGUUUGUGGCGGCUGUCAACAAGACGGCUAAGCGGCUUAACCCCCAGUACCCGACGCUAUUUGCCUGGCACGGAAGCCCCUUGCACAAUUGGCACAGCAUCCUCAGAGAAGGCCUUCACUACAAGGAAGUUGUCAAUGGCAGAAGUUGUGGGAACGGUAUCUACAUGGCUCCGCAAUUUAACACUUCGAUCGGAUACAGUAGUCGACAUCACAACUAUAACGCAAACUCUUACUGGCCGCACAGUGUGCUGAAGAGUACAAUGGCUAUAGCUUUGAACGAGGUAGUAAAUGCUCCAGGAGAGUUUGUUUGCUCAGAGUCCUGCUAUGUGGUGCAGCACCUGGACUGGGUCCAGCCGAGAUAUCUUUUCGUCGACUCGAGGUUUCCAUCAGUGGGCCUUCCGUUACGGCCAAAGGCCGAGAAAUUGACGCACGUCUAUGCUCAGGAUCCGAACCGUCCUGUUUAUGGGAGUACUCAGGCAGUACUAACGAUCCCUAUCUCCGCAACAAACAGUCAUCGAUCCAGAGACGCAGCAGAGCCGCCACAGAGCCAACCGAGUCAGCCUAAGCCAAAUCCAGUGAAGGGGAAGCGCAAACUAUCUUCCAUUACAAAGGAUGUAUCACACCAUGACGGCGAUGACGAUGUCAGCGUUGAAACGCAUCCGGAGGACCGGCUGAUGUUGCUGUCGGACGACGAAGGCACCGACCGCAGAAAGCAGCGAAAAGACGAAUGUCUCACAAAUUUUUCCCCCGGUACGCUCGACCGCUCGUCUAUCCAGCUUCUUAGCGAACCAAGAUACGCAACACCUCGAGCAACACGCACUCUCCAGAGACUACUGCGCCAAGCCCUGGAAACUCAAGAGAAACAGGCCCUGCACGAACUAGGUUGGUACAUCAACGGCAACCUUAUCGACAAUGUCUACCAAUGGAUCGUCGAGCUGCACAGCUUUGAUAAGAGCUUGUCCAUUGCGAAAGACCUCGAAAAAGCUAGUAUGACAAGCAUCAUUUUAGAGAUGCGCUUUCCGGCUGACUUUCCGCUCGUUCCACCGUUCUUACGAAUCAUUCGGCCGCGAUUCGUUAGGUUCGCGCUGGGAGGCGGCGGCCAUAUCACCGCUGGCGGUGCGAUGUGCCUGGAGCUCCUGACGAACACGGGCUGGUUGCCGUCGUUUUCGAUCGAGAGUGUGCUGCUCCAGGUGCGGAUGGCGAUUACGAAUGAAUUCCCGCGGCCCGCGAGAUUGGAUUUCCAUGCGAAGGAGACGGAAUACAGGAUCGACGAGGCGAUCAAUGAGUACAAGAGGGUUUGCAUUGCUCAUGGCUGGGAGGUGCCUAAGGAUCUAGAGCAAAUUCGGUGGUAG
This is a messenger RNA of Aspergillus nidulans FGSC A4, 3378 nucleotides long. RefSeq names its product putative ubiquitin conjugating enzyme. Lineage: Eukaryota; Fungi; Ascomycota; Eurotiomycetes; Eurotiales; Aspergillaceae. Gene Ontology annotation, molecular function: ubiquitin conjugating enzyme activity; ligase activity; NAD+ poly-ADP-ribosyltransferase activity. The record is from RefSeq and is a predicted model, not a curated record. The transcript is spliced from 3 exons. The coding region runs from base 1 to 3378 and encodes 1125 amino acids.